AUGAAAAGUUGCAAGGUUAAUGAUCCUCUGCCUAUUCUUCACAAUUAUUUCCAACCCGGUGACGUCAUCAUAGGUGCCAUUACUUCUCUUGUCCUCAUGCCCCCAAAUCCAGCUACCUUCUAUGAAGAUCCCCACCAAUCAUUUAUAAGAGAACCCAUGGUCCAGACUAAGUUUUAUCAGCAUAUUUUGGCUUUGAUUUUUGCUGUGAAGGAGAUCAAUGAAAACCCUGAGAUUUUGCCCAACAUCACCUUGGGCUUCAAUAUUUUUGACAGCUAUGAUGGGACAUGGACUUAUCAUGCCACAAUGAAACAUUUUUCACCUUUGAAGAGACUGAUCCCCAAUUAUAAGUGUGGCCUCCAGAACAACCUGCUCUCAGUCAUGGGGGCUCUUUAUUCUGAAACCUCCAUUUUAAUGGGAGAUAUCUUGAGAAACUACAAAGUUCCACAGUUCAUAUAUGGGUCACAUCCAGAGAUGCAGGAUCAAAGGGAAUCCUUUUCCUUCUAUCAAAUGGUCCCUGAUGAAAGCUACGAAUACAAAGGGCUGCUUCAUCUGCUUGUGCACUUUGGGUGGACCUGGGUUGGCAUCAUUGUAAAAGAAGAUGAUGGUGGACGAUUUGUGAGGAUGACAUUUUCAAUGUUUCCUCUUCAUGGCCUUUGUAUUGCCUUCUUACAAAGAAUGAGACCAAUUUACAUCAGUAGUUUAGCUGAAGAUCUGGAAUGGCUAGUAGAAACAUACCAGCUUUCAAUGAAGAGCAAAGCCAAUGCAGUGGUGGUCUAUGAAAGAACUCUUCUGCAUUUGAGGUUACUGCUACAUCUUCCUAAAAUGGAACUAGUGUCUAUGGAGCCUAAAGGUAAGGUGUGGAUCAUGGCCUCCCAAAUGGAUCUUGCAUCAGUGUUUUACCAAAGGAGCUGGGACAUUCAAGACAUCCAGGGUGCCCUGUCCUUUGCAGUUUACUCCAAAGAAGUUCCAGGAUUUCAGCAAUUUGUUCAGGCAAGGGACCAUUUCUUAUCAGGAGAAGAUGGCUUUAUCAAAGAUGUGUGGGUACAUGCAUUUGGCUGUGAAUUUCCCAGUCCCUUGGAGCAUGAGAAAGACAGUGGCAUUUGCAGUACGAGGGAGAAACUGGAGAACCUUCCUGGGGCUUUUUUUGAAAUGAGCAUGACUGGCCAUAGUUACAAUAUAUAUAAUUCAGUGUAUGUUGUGGCACAUGCAUUCCAUGCCCUGCAGAUUGAACAAAGACAGGAAAGAAAACUGUACAAAGGGAAACUGAAUCUUCAGGAGCAACAGUCAUGGAAGCUGCACCAGUUUCUGAAAAGCAUUUCAUUUAAUAACAGUGCUGGGGAUGAGAUUUUGUUUGAUCAGAAGCGGAAACUGAUUGUUGGAUUUGAUAUUAUAAACUGGGUCACAUUCCCAAACCAGUCCUUCCAUCGAGUGAAAGUUGGGAAGCUGGAUCCCUGGACUUCUGAAGACAAAAUCUUCACCAUUCAUGAUGGAGCCAUUACCUGGCACAGCACCUUCAACCAAACACAACCUAUUUCUGUAUGUACUAAGAGCUGCCUCCCUGGUAAUUUCAGGAGAAAACAAGAGGGGAAGCAAGUUUGCUGCUUUGAUUGUCUUCCAUGUCCUAAAAAGAAAAUGUCAAGCCAGAAGGACAGGGAUGGCUGCUCCGAAUGCCCAGAAGAUCAAUAUCCAAAUAAGGACCAAGAUUCAUGUCUUCCCAAGAAAACAGCUUUCUUGUCCUAUGAAGAACCAAUGGGAAUAGGUUUAGUCAUUCUGGCACUUUUUUUCUCUCUCUGCACAGUUGUGGUGCUGGCAACAUUUUUAAAGUAUCACAAUACUCCCAUUGUCAAGGCCAAUAACAGAAACCUCAGAUACAUUCUACUCAUCUCUCUCCUACUCUGCUUCCUUUGCUCGCUGCAGUUCCUUGUUGCCCCUGACAAUAUAAUAUGUCUCCUCCAACAAAUCAGUUUUGGCAUCAUCUUCUCCGUGGCUGUGUCUUCUGUGCUGGCAAAAACCAUCACUGUUGUUCUGGCAUUCAUGGCCACCAAGCCAGGAUCAAGGAUGAGGAAGUGGGUGGGAAGAGGACUGGCCACCUCCAUUGUUCUUUCUUGUUCCUUGAUUCAAGCAGGCAUCUCCACAGUGUGGCUUCUCACAUUUCCACCAUUCCCUGAUGCUGACACCCAUUCAGAAAUUCAGGAAAUCAUCCUGCAGUGCAAUGAAGGCUCAGCUACCAUGUUCUACUGUGUCCUGGGCUACAUGGGCUUUCUGGCAGUUGCCAGUUUCAUAGUAGCCUUUUUCUCCAGGAAGCUCCCCAGCAGUUUCAAUGAGGCCAAAUGUCUCACAUUCAGCAUGCUGAUCUUCUGCAGUGUGUGGCUCUCCUUUGUUCCCUCCUACCUGAGCACCAAAGGGAAAUACAUGGUGGCUGUGGAGGUUUUCUCCAUUUUGGCCUCUAGUGCUGGGUUGCUGGGCUGCAUAUAUUUCCCCAAAUGUUACAUAAUCCUUGUUAGGCCUGACCUAAACAACAGGGAACAACUCAUUAAGAGAAAAAAUUAG
Messenger RNA from Candoia aspera, 2550 nucleotides. RefSeq names its product vomeronasal type-2 receptor 26-like. The record is from RefSeq and is a predicted model, not a curated record. Gene Ontology annotation, biological process: G protein-coupled receptor signaling pathway. The transcript is spliced from 6 exons. Lineage: Eukaryota; Metazoa; Chordata; Lepidosauria; Squamata; Candoiidae. Gene Ontology annotation, cellular component: plasma membrane. Bases 1 to 2550 code for a protein of 849 amino acids. Gene Ontology annotation, molecular function: G protein-coupled receptor activity.